Messenger RNA from Peronospora farinosa, 1605 nucleotides. The record is from the annotation of a GenBank genome assembly. NCBI's taxonomy places the organism in Eukaryota, Oomycota, Peronosporomycetes, Peronosporales, Peronosporaceae.
AUGGUACACGUCGAGAGGUCACAAGCUGUGGAGACUUAUCUACAUAACUUUAUAGACGGGAAGGAGCAGGAUCAGGAAAUUCUCGAGAUUACACUUUGCUAUGGAAUACAAUGUCUCUCUCGGAGCGUUUCGCUCAAUGGCAUGAACUGCCACGAAUUACGCACCAUCACAGGAUAUGAUGCAGCUAAGACCCGAGACUUUGAUGUACGCAAUGCGUCUCAAUCCAUUGACAAAAAAGAUGGAAGGAGGCCGGUGGAAGUACGGACCAAGCCUUCGCAUGCUUGGAGAGACGGAGAAGUAGAGAUGCCGGAUUUUUCGACACCUUCUUCUGUGGCUGAGGUUGCAUUACAGUCUAGUGGAGAUUCAGAGACUGAAAAGGGAGCUUUGUACUCGUUACCGCCAUCGUUUGACGAGAUUGACUACUUUACUAAGUUGUUGGGAAAGGCUUUGGUGAACCUGACGUGGAAGAUCUUUGCGGAGAGAAAAGGGAUGCAGAUUACUACGAGAGAAGAACUUGAUGAACAAUUUACUCGAGUGGAUCAAAGAAAAACAGUGACGAUGAUUCCGCCGCUACAAAUGCCGGUCACAUCGUUUGCAACGUUUUUGAGCAUGUAUGUAACAGAGUGCGUGCGUCAGGCGCAGCAAACAGGCUCUACGGACAACAAUAAAAGUGGUUCUGGUCAAGAAAGCAUUUACGCUGGAAGGGGUGCACGUUUGGAUUCUUCAGACCUUCCUUCGGUCAAAAAGGGACAGCAACGGAGUGCGAGUAGUUUCCACGCUGUAAGAAGCAACACAAAACCAGCAGAGUUUGUACAUGAUAAUACGGGGCAAAAACAGCGUCCUCUACUACCUCAACCUCGACAGCGGCAGUCACAACAAGAUUCUCGCUCAUUUCACCGUGUUCAGUCAAAGAUCCAGCCUGCGAUACUACGAACACAGCAGCAGAAACUGACGCGUGUGAAGAAGACACAGUCACAGAGAAAGACCGAGGCCCUAGCGCGUGAUGGGCGUCUUGCUCACAAGAAGAUACCUAUCAGUGAUAUAACGACCGGUGCCGUUGCAUUGAAAAUCGUGGACAACUUCAUAAAGAGUCCUCUCAUGGACAAAUUUGGUCGUGGACAUAUGCCCGUCUCAGGUAGAACAACGCCACUAGCAACUAAGCCCACCCAGUCGCGCUUAGCACAAAAGGAUCCCAUAGAAGAAGAAUUGGACGGCACAACAGUAUUGGAUAACUCCUCGUGCGGAUGCAAGUCCGAACUACGGCAUCGAUCAGCGAGUCAACCAAAAGAACCGAAACGAAGAUACGACGGAUGGGUGGGUGAUUUCGGGCUGCUUCACACGAAAACUGUGCGGCCUGAAUGGAAUGAAGAUGAUGCUGCCGAGCCUGAUUCGCACGCCAGAGGAACCAAGUUCGAGUGGAAUUUUGAGAAUCUUCCUGGUGAAAGUCGCGAGAAUAACGAUUGCCCCAAGGCACAAACGAGUUUUGACGGAGUAGCGAGUGACAAAGAGCCUACACAAGAAAUCAAUGACUUUGACGAUGACUUAGGCGAUGCGCUUAGUGAAACCUCGGACCCUGUAUUCCAAUGGCUUAAAGGCGCCGUUUGA